Messenger RNA from Impatiens glandulifera, 1077 nucleotides. RefSeq names its product GDSL esterase/lipase At5g37690. Lineage: Eukaryota; Viridiplantae; Streptophyta; Magnoliopsida; Ericales; Balsaminaceae. Gene Ontology annotation, molecular function: hydrolase activity, acting on ester bonds. Bases 1 to 1077 code for a protein of 358 amino acids. The record is from RefSeq and is a predicted model, not a curated record. The transcript is spliced from 6 exons.
AUGGAGGCUGCAACAUUUCUUGGCAUUGUAGUAGCUGCAAUUUCCGUAUUAAUGGCGAUUGUUGACGCCAACAACAACGAUAGUCAUUUGGUCACGUUCGUGUUUGGUGACUCAUUGGCGGAAGUUGGAAACAACAAUUAUUUACAGUCAUUGGCAAAGGCCAAUCAUCCAUUUUAUGGUAUCGAUUUCCCUGGCGGCAAAGCCACCGGAAGGUUCACCAAUGGAAGGACUAUUGGCGAUAUUAUAUCUGAAAAACUAGGUGUGACAUCACCUCCACCAUAUUUAUCAUUGGUUCAAAAUGAUGAUGCAAUUCUUAAAGGGGUCAAUUAUGCAUCUGGUGGUGCUGGAAUCCUCAAUGACACUGGUCUCUAUUUUAUCGAGAGGUUGUCUUUCAACGAUCAAAUAAGUUAUUUCGAGAAGACAAUGGACGCGAUCAAGCUCAAGAUUGGUGCUCAGCCUGCCGAAAGGCUUUGUAAUGAAGCACUUUUCUUCGUUGGAAUUGGUAGCAACGACUACGUUAACAACUUCUUGCAACCCUUUUUAGUCGAUGGGCAGCAGUAUACCCACGACGAGUUUUUAGGACUAUUGGUGUCAACAUUUGAGCAACAAAUAGUGAGACUAUACCAAGUAGGUGCAAGGAAAAUGGUGAUACAUGGACUUGGUCCAUUAGGAUGCAUUCCUUCACAAAUUGUUAAGUCAAAAAGAGGGCAAUGUCUAAACCAAGUCAACAUAUGGGUGCAGCAGUUCAAUUCCCGUGUUGGAUCGCUAGUUAAGACGUUGAGCCGACACCUUAAUUCAUCUGAAAUUGUGUUUGCGGACACUUACAAUGACGUUCUUGAUCUUAUAGUAGAUCCAAUUAAGUUUGGAUUUAAGGUUUCAAACUCGUCGUGCUGCAAUGUGGAUACGAGCAUUGGAGGGUUGUGUUUGGCGAGCUCGAAGGUGUGUGUUGAUAGGAGGAACUAUGUAUUCUGGGAUGCCUUCCAUCCAUGUGAUGCAGCAAAUGUAAUUCUUGCAGAGAAACUUUUCUCUAGAAUAUUCCCUAAUUCUUCUUCAUCAGCUACUUCACCUUCACCUUAG